AUGCAUUAAACCCCUCCCCGUGAAUGUCUGCUCUGGAAACGACUGCUGUCAAACUAUUUCCAACCAAGUGUACACAAUGGGACGUCUCAUUAAACUCCUUUUAGCAAGUAUAUGCGUUGCUUUCCUAGCUGUCAAAUGGACUUCACCUGGGUUUGAUGCAGAAUCUCUCAGAGGUGCCAGAGUAUUGGUGACUGGGGCCAGUACAGGAAUUGGUGAACAAAUCGCAUAUCAUUAUGCCCGUUAUGGAGCUCAGAUAGUCAUUACGGCAAGGAGAGAGAAGGUGUUACAGCAGGUGUCAGAGAAGUGCCUGAGUUUGGGAGCCCAGAAAGCUCUUUACAUUGCAGGAGACAUGGCCAGCGAGUCAGACCCUGACAAAGUGGUAGAUUUUGCUCUGGCAAAGCUCGGAGGCUUGGAUUACCUGGUUCUCAACCACAUUGGCUCCAGCCCCUUCAGCAUGUGGGAUGGGGAUGUAGAACACACCCGGUGGUUGAUGAAGGUCAACUUCUUCAGCUAUGUUCAGAUGGCUUGGAAAGCUCUGGACUCCCUUGAGCAAAGUAAAGGAUCACUGGUUAUUGUUUCAUCAGUGCUGGGUAAAAUGCCUGCUCCCUUUGUAGCACCGUAUACCUCAACAAAAUUUGCCUUGAAUGGUUUCUUUGGGGCCCUUCAGCAUGAGCUAUCUAUGAAGAAGAGCAAUGUGUCCAUCUCUAUAUGUACACUCGGGCUCAUUGAUACUGACUCAGCGAUGGAGAAAAUCAGGGGAAUCAUUGAUGCAAAACCCUACCCUGCCACAGAGGCAGCCUUGAACAUUAUCAUUACAGGAGCUACAAGGCAGCUGGAGCUUUACUACCCUUGGUCUACCUACAUUAUGAAUUUAAGCAAAGACUGGUUCCCUUCUGUCACAAAUUAUGUAGUUCAGAGCUCCUACAACUAUAGCCCAUGAAAUGUAGUACCAUCAUACUGUACAUGUCCUCAGUUCAAUAAAUGGACAUAUAAUUGAACACUAAAAGGUUUGGACACAUGUCCAAACAUUUGACUGGUAGUGUAUGUAUGUUACACAUACUACACACUGGACAUGAUGAUAUUUCUCUUUAUAAUUGAUGCAUCCCACUACCUACAUUUAGCCUUCAUAUUGUGGAUCACCCAGAUUGUUUACCCCAGUCUUCCGGUCUUCCAGUUGGAAAAUCAUCCUUCCCUCAUCUUGCUUUUGGAAAAGGUCCACGUAUAAAGACCACAGGGAAGAAAACCUGUUUCUUUUUGGUCUACCUCAAAUAGAUGGAAAAGGGGGUUAGUUCCUAUAUACAGGUAAAAAUCCACUCUGUUUACUGCUCAGAAGACAAUGCACUGGCAGCACACUGUGGGAGAACAUGCUACCUGACAAGGGUAUUGCUAAAGAGCAGCAAACACCAAUUUUUAGAAAUCAAACUUUUUACAUUACAUCAUCUCUGUGCCAGUCUUGGUAAAAGAAGGAAAGUAACAAAAAGAUAUCACCCCUGCUGGUAGGAUCAACACGAAGUUUUACUCAGUGGGCCAAAAAGAAAUAUUGGCCACAAAGAAUCAUUAUAUACUCUGCAACUACAGAUUAAUGUAUUAUUUUUGCCUGAAAAAUGUAUUUAAAAUGAAUGGAACAGCCCCUGUACACCCAGAAUUACACUUUUAAUGUAUUUAAUUAGAAUGUUCAGUCAUGCACGCUUGUAAGAACCAAGUGCAUAUUCAAUACAAAGACUGUUGAAUAAGAGCCAUUAAGUUGAAUGGAACAGUACUUCUAACGUCCACUUGAGGGCAGUAGUGCCAAAGUAGUCAAGUAAGAUUACUCCAUUCUUUCUACAGCAACCAAGUCCAUUCCCUGUUCAGAAAAAUCUUAAAUGCCAGAAUGCCAUAUAUUUGGUGAUAAGGUAGUAAAUUGUUUAAAAAUGUUUGUCUCAAAUACCAAAUUCUACAACUUAGGUUUUUU
Molecule: messenger RNA, 1951 nt
Organism: Monopterus albus (swamp eel)
Lineage: Eukaryota; Metazoa; Chordata; Actinopteri; Synbranchiformes; Synbranchidae
Gene: hsd11b1la
Product: hydroxysteroid (11-beta) dehydrogenase 1-like a
Exons: 6
Coding region: 77-940 (287 amino acids)
Cellular component (GO): intracellular membrane-bounded organelle
Molecular function (GO): oxidoreductase activity
Source: RefSeq, a predicted model, not a curated record